UAUCUUCCUGGGCACAUUCACACAGCCAAGGACUGACUAGACAAGGACACUAACUUGCCAUCACCAUGAAGCUGCUUGCCCUGACUGUGCUGCUCCUGACCAUCUGCAGCCUAGAAGGAGCCCUGGUUCGAAGAGAGGCACAAGAUCAGGGAGUACAGAGCAUCUUCUCUCAGUACUUCCAGAAGCUGACUGAUAUUGGCAAGGAUCUGGCAGAGAAGGUUAAAGCCCCAGAGGUGCAGACUCAAGUCCAACAAUAUUUUAAGAAGUCACAAGAUCAAGUGAUCCCACUGGCCCAGAAGGCCCUAACAGACACGAUGUCCUUUUUCAGCUCUCUUGUGGAGGCUGGCAAGAAGGAUGCUAGCAAGUAGUUUUCCUAUCCCCAGCUUGCCUUUGAACAUCCAUAUUAUAGAACUUCAGCCCAACCUCCCCAACCCUUUCAGCCCAGUCCUUUCCUUCCCACUCCCUGAACAUCUAUUUUCUACAAUAAAUGCUACAUGAGCCAC
Monodelphis domestica (gray short-tailed opossum) is the source of this 503-nucleotide messenger RNA. It is a transcript of the gene APOA2, whose product is annotated as apolipoprotein A2. Gene Ontology annotation, biological process: cholesterol transport; cholesterol homeostasis; lipoprotein metabolic process. The record is from RefSeq and is a predicted model, not a curated record. Lineage: Eukaryota; Metazoa; Chordata; Mammalia; Didelphimorphia; Didelphidae. Gene Ontology annotation, cellular component: spherical high-density lipoprotein particle; extracellular region. Gene Ontology annotation, molecular function: high-density lipoprotein particle binding; cholesterol transfer activity; lipid binding.